AUGGCUGGCAUAGAAGGACUUCGUGGGCCACUUGGCCCCCGUGGUUUGCAAGGGGAACAAGGGCUUCCGGGACUGCCUGGCAGCCAGGGACCAGCGGGCAGAGAGCCGACUGAUCUGCAUAUUAAGCAGGUUUGCAUGAGAGUAAUACAAGAACAAUUUGCACAGAUGGCUGCUAGUCUUCGGAGGCCUGAAUUUGGGGAUCCUGGCAUCCCAGGCCCACCUGGCCCACCAGGCUCCCCUGGACUUCCAGGAGACAGUGGCUUCCCAGGACAAGCUGGAUCCCGGGGAUCGCCUGGUCUUAAAGGCCCUCCCGGUGACACUGGGCCGAAAGGUCCCAAAGGUGACACAGGUGAAAAGGGGGAGAGAGGACUCCCAGGUCAAGGGCCCAAAGGCUUGCCAGGAACAACAGGACUCCCUGGAGAACCCGGCAAGCCCAGUUAUGGCACUGAUGGGCGAGAUGGUGAGAGAGGCCCGCCUGGAGCCGCUGGAUCCCCUGGUGUUCCAGGUCCUACUGGCCCUCCAGGUCCUCCUGGUUUUUGUGAACCAUCAGCUUGUACCAUGGAAGCUGGAUUACAAGGAGGGCCGAAUGUGAAAGGGCCAUGA
Protobothrops mucrosquamatus (brown spotted pit viper) is the source of this 603-nucleotide messenger RNA. Its product is annotated as collagen alpha-1(IX) chain-like. Bases 1 to 603 code for a protein of 200 amino acids. NCBI's taxonomy places the organism in Eukaryota, Metazoa, Chordata, Lepidosauria, Squamata, Viperidae. The record is from RefSeq and is a predicted model, not a curated record. The transcript has 5 exons.